AUGGAAGCAAAAUUGUCGAUGGAUUGGUGUUUUUCUAUUGCGUGGGAUUUCUUGAAGUGCCUAGUUGUUCCCGUCAAGCGUCAAUUCGGAUACGUCUUGUCCUCCAAGAGCUACGCCAACGGUCUUCAGGAGGAAGUCCAGAAGCUGGCAGACGAGUCUCAGAGGGUCACCUGUCUUGCGGACGUGGCCAGUAACAAUCUUCGGGUUUUCUACAGGGGCUUCACGGAGUGGCAGGCAAGUGCUGAGAAGGCCUUGGUAGAGGCGAAAGACCUGUCGGGCAAAUUUGAAGGGGCGAGCAAGAGUUGCUGCCGCGGGACUCUUCCCGACCCCGUUUGUCGCUAUCAGUUCAGCAGGAAGGCCAAGGAAAAGAUGGAGACCCUCCGGCAACUAACUGAAAAAUGCAGUGAAUUCAAGGAACCGAAUGACAUCUCCUCCAGCCUUCCUGCUCGGGGGAAUGUCACUGCUCCGACUCUGGGCAGGAGAGAGGGCAAAGAAGUCAUGCAGUCGACCGCUGCGACGGCCUCUGCUUCUUCAGCCUCUACUGCGAUUAAGGACGAUGGUGUCUUCGAAUCCAGAGCUCAGAUCAUAAGGGACAUCAUGAAAGCUCUUGCUGAUAACAGCAACAGAGUGGUCGGGGUUUACGGGAUGGGUGGGGUUGGCAAGUCCACCCUUUUGGUGGAUGCCGAAAGGAGACUAAGGGCAGAGAAGUCGUUUGAUUGGGUCACUAAGGCCGACGUGUCGGAAAAUCCAGACAUCAAGACCAUUCAAGGAGAGAUCGCGCAUGCGUUGGGCCUUAGUGACAUAAAGAACGAAGAUAUUGUCAGCGUGCGAGCGAACUUUCUGUGCGACAGGUUGAAAGCCGAGGAGAAGAAGAACAACAAGGUGCUCAUAAUACUGGAUAACCUGUGGGAGGGGUUGGACUUGAAAUCAGUCGGCAUUCCCUGCGGACAUGACAACGAGGUCAUAGGGUGCAAGUUGUUGUUGACGUCAAGAGAUCGUGAUGUUUUGCGAACUGAAAUGGGCUGCGACAAGGACUUCCUCCUUGGUGAGCUGAAGGACGAAGAAGCAAAAAGUUUGUUUGAGAGGCUGGUGGGAGACAAAGUUCAUGAUGACGGGUUCAAAUCCUUGGUGGAUGAAGCCCUCCACAAAUGUGCAGGUUUGCCUUUCCUUAUUGUCCAUAUGGCGAAAGUUUUUAAACGUGCUGAGUUUUCUGACUGUAAGAUUGCUUUGAAGCAAAUUAAGUUGUCUAAAAACGAAGGAAUCGGUGGGGUGAUAAAUGAGAGGUUGCAAUUGAGUUAUAACAACUUAAAAGACUCGGAGAAGUCAUUGUUAGCGCUCUGUGUUGCUUAUGGCACCUCUAAGCCCUCUUUCGAAAACUUGGUGAGGUACGCCGUGGGUUGGGGGCUCUUUCGAGAAGAUGACAACAUGGAAGAAGCUAGAGAGAGUUUGAGAUCAGGGAUUCGUGCUCUUCAAGACUCCUCCCUUCUGUUAGAGGAUGAAAACGCUUAUGGUUUCAAGAUUCACGACUUGGUUCGUGAGUUUGUUGCCUCGGUCGCUUCAAGAGAUCAUCCUCUUGUUGUUUUGAAAGAGAAAGAUAAGUUGUUAGCAGAAUGGUCAGAGGACAAGCUCAAAAGUUGUAGGGCAAUAUGCUUUCCCUACGUCGACAUGAAGGAGCUUCCUGAAGAGUUAGCUUGCCCUGAAAUGCAGAUCUUUUUGUUGUUCACACACAAUAAAACUCUUAAGGUCCCGGAUUCUUAUUUCAACUCCAUGAGAAAACUCAUGGUCUUGCAUCUUUCUUUGGUGCGUCUCAGUCGUUCACCUUCCCCGUUUCAGUCCUUGGAGAACUUACACACUCUCUGUCUAGAUGGGUGCUUGUUAGAUGAUGUAGCCAUGAUUGGCGAGCUAAAGGGGCUGCAUAUUCUCAGCUUUGUCAACUCCAAUAUUCAACGAUUGCCAAAAGAAAUCGGACAAUUGGUACAGCUGAAGUUGCUAGACUUAGACAAUUGCUCACAACUUGAGAUAAUUGAACCGGGUGUGCUCGAAAGCUUGACGAAAUUGGAGGAGUUGUAUAUGGAGAAUAGCUUUGAUCGUUGGAAUGCCGUGGAGCAAACUCCGCCAACUAAUGCCAGGCUCAUUGAGUUGAACAAAUUGAAGAAUCUCUAUACUUUGCAUGUGUCCAUUCUUGAUCCGAGUGUGCUCCCGGAGGAUCUAAACUUCGAGAAACUAACUAAGUACCAAAUCCGGAUAGGUGAUGUGCCACGCCAGCGAAUUCGCAAUGGAUCGAGCAUAUUGGAGCUUAAGUUGGAUCCAAUAAGCGAUAUUCUUCAGAAAGGAUGCAUACAAACUUUAUUAGGCAAACCUGACGAUCUCUUCUUAGAUGGAUUAAACGGAAUUGAGCAGACUAUUUGCGUGUUAUCCCAAAAAGGUUUUUCGAAAUUAAAGCACCUACAAGUCAAGAAUAGUCCCUCCGUCCAUUACGUCCUCCAAUCUCCAUCACAUACGGAGUUUAAGAUGUUGGAGUCGUUACUUCUCGAUAACCUCAUCAACUUGGAGAAGAUAUGCAACAACCAUAUCUCCUCCAAUUCCUUCAGUGCAUUAAAGGUAGUACGAGUUGAAAACCGCAACAAGAUGGAAGUUUUGUUUCCUCUUUCAUUGUUAAGAGAACUUCCACAGCUUGAAGAGAUGCGAGUUGUCAAGUGCCACUUAAUGCGGGAGAUUGUAGAAAUUGAUGAUAGUGGAAAAGUUGAGUUGCCAAAUUUGCGGGUAUUGGAAUUGCGUGACUUGCCAAAUAUAAAAAAUUUUGUCACCGACGGGACGGCUCCUUCAAGUAGUACAUCAAAUGACCAAGUUGGCCCUCAAAUUGCAUUCUUCAACGGGCAACAGAUUACGUUUCCUAGCCUGGAGACAUUACGCAUCUUUGGGAUGGAUAGUAUUGAGAUAAUAUGGGACAAUCAAGUUGCUGCGGAGUCUUUCUGCAAACUAAAAUUGCUUAAUGUUCGUAGAUGCAACAAGCUUGCGAACAUUGUUCCUUCUUACAUUCUUGGACGGCUCAAGAGCUUGGAAAGUUUGCAGGUAGAAUCAUGUGAUUCGCUUGAAGUUGUUUUCAAACUGCAGCCAUUGAGUCCUCUAGAUGGACAUCCCAUUGCUCGUUUCCCGUUAAAAACAUUGGACUUAGAGGGAUUAUCAAAGCUAAAGCGUGUAUGGGAUAAGGAACUUCACAGUCAAGUCAAAUUCCAGUGUCUCCAUUAUGUUAUCAUUUCCAAAUGCAAGAGCCUCACCUCUCUAUUUCCAGCCUCAGUAGCUAGGGAUCUAAUGCAACUUGAGGUGUUGAACAUCGAUGGAUGUGGUGGCAUUGUGGAACUCAUCGAGAAGGAAGGACUAGUUCCCAGGGAUGUGUUCCCAAAGUUAACCUCCCUCGAGCUUAACCAUCUACCAGAGUUGAAAUGCAUCUACACAGGAACACAUGCUUUACGUUGGCCGGCAUUGAAGACCUUGGAGGUGGAUGGCUGUAGCAAAGUGGAGAUACUUGCUUCGCAACUUGAGAAUGAGAUGCCACCUCAUAAACAACCUCUCUUCUUGAUAGAAAAGGGCGCAUUCUCAAAUCUGCAAGAGUUAAAAUUAGAUUUAUAUGGAGGGAUUGAGAUAUGGCAUGGGCAUUCUCAUGACGGAGAAUUCUUCGGCAAGGUUAGAGUUCUCGAGCUUCAUCAUUUCUCGAAGGAAUCUGCAAUAUCCACAUGUCGUUUUGUUCGGAGUUUAACCAACUUGGAAGAGCUGGUUGUACACAAUUCUGAUAUAGAAGAGCUGAGCGACAUUGUGGAAGCCAAAGAAGGCCCAAGGCACGAGCUAAAAGUAAUACCACCAUUUUCCAGAUUUUUUCAACAUCUCAAGACUCUAGAUGUGUCAUUUUGUGAUGGGUUAUCAAAGAUGUUCACACCUACAAUAGCUGGAAAUUUGGUGGAACUCACGGAAUUGAGGAUAAGUAAAUGCAAAAUGUUGACAGAAGUCAUUUGUGACGAUGGAGGUGAGGAGGGGCUUGUGGUGGUUUUCAAUCAAUUGAAGUAUAUGGAGCUUGAUGGGUUGACGGGCUUGAGAUGUUUCAGCUCAAGUAAAUACGCUUUAAUGUUCCCACUCUUGGAAGAUGUCAUUGUGAGUGGAUGUCCCAGCAUGGAGUUCUUUUCUGAGGGACCAAUAAAGGCGCCAAAGUUGGAGAGAGUACAAGUCUCAACAGAAGUGUGGUUUUGGGAGAAAAACCUCGACAUCACCAUCCAAAAUAUGUUUAAAGAAAUGGCUACGAUUGCUACAGUAAAGUUUAUGUGGCUGUCUGAGUUCCCUGAGCUAAUUGGAAAAUGGCAUAGCGAACUUAAUCCCAUCAAGUCAUCUUGGCAAUUAGAAAGACUGACGGUGGAUAAUUGUCCAUCAUUUGUUAACGCUAUUCCAUCCAAAUUGAUGCUUGUUUUAGAGAAAAUGACAACGUUGCAAGUGUGCAAUUGCGAGUCUUUGGAAGAAAUAUUCGAUCUUGAAGGGCUUGAGCCUGUGGAAAUCACUCGGGUGCUACCUCAGCUACAAGAUUUGGGCUUGGUCAAUCUACCAAAGUUGAGGCAACUAUGGAACAAAGAUCUUCAAGGAACGAUGCGCUUCAGUUCUCUAUUUUCUCUGACCCUUUAUAAUUGCAGCAACUUGAGAUAUGCUUUCACUCCAUCGAUGGCUCGAUGCCUUGCAAAUCUAUGCGAGAUUGAAAUAAAGCAGUGUGGUGAAAUGGAAGAAGUGAUCGCAGAGGAAGAAGGGCAGGUAAGCGUGGUGGAGAAGAUCACAUUCCCGAUGCUCCAUGGGAUGACGUUGGAAUGCUUGCCCAAUUUAACUAGUUUCCUCUCGAGAAAGAGUCAUACACUGGAAUGUCCCAACCUAAAAGAGCUAACUAUUGCCCACUGCCCCAAGAUGAGAAGUUUGACUUGGCAUUCUUGGAUGCAGGUUGAUCAGGAUACCCCUUCCCUCUUCACUCCACAGGUACAACUUCCUAUGCUUAAAUCGAUAGUUCUCUCCCACAUGGACAAAUUAAGCAAAAUAUGGACCUGUGGCCCUCAAGGAACUUUCACUUUUAAAUACUUGCAGAAAGUGAAGGCUCGGAACUGUAAGAACCUUGAAAUUUUGUUUCCACAUUGGGUGGCUACAAGUCUAACCCAACUUGAGGAACUUCGCGUGGAGUCUUGUGGGCUCGAGGAAAUAGUCUCGAGCGCGAGUGGAGAUGACAGUCCACACUCAAUUGCUGCUCAAUUUCUUUUCCCAGUAUUGACUUCUCCGGUAUUACAUGAUAUGCCACAACUCAAGAGCUUCUGCCCUAACUUGCUCACUUUGAACUGGCCAUUCUUGAAGGAAUUGCAAGUGACCCAUUGUGAAAAAAUGAAUAUGUUGUCCUUUCCGGCUCGGAAGGCUCUAGAGAUUAAUGAAUUGACAUUCCCACCUUAG
Messenger RNA from Rhodamnia argentea, 5463 nucleotides. RefSeq lists its product as uncharacterized. The transcript has 8 exons. Lineage: Eukaryota; Viridiplantae; Streptophyta; Magnoliopsida; Myrtales; Myrtaceae. Bases 1 to 5463 code for a protein of 1820 amino acids. The record is from RefSeq and is a predicted model, not a curated record. Gene Ontology annotation, molecular function: ADP binding.